Molecule: messenger RNA, 731 nt
Organism: Helianthus annuus (common sunflower)
Lineage: Eukaryota; Viridiplantae; Streptophyta; Magnoliopsida; Asterales; Asteraceae
Exons: 7
Coding region: 330-590 (86 amino acids)
Cellular component (GO): nucleus
Molecular function (GO): RNA binding
Source: RefSeq, a predicted model, not a curated record
UUUCAGAUUUCAAAACAUUUCAAAACGCCGCUUCCCUUCUCCUUUCUCUCUCUCUGGCGAUUCCGAUUUCACCGGAUCUGCGCCCCUCUUUCUGGCGAUUCAGGAACGAUUUCACCAGAUCUAUGAAGUUUCAACAGAUCGAUGAAGAUUCUGACCUCCUGGUUCCGUUUUCCGGCUUUUAUUGGCGUUUUGCAACAUUCGUCAAGGGUCAUGGUUUGAAGACUAGAUCUGGUGAAGAAUAAUAAGAAUACUCGGAAGGAGACAACAAAAUCAAGGAGAAGAAUUAGAUCUCGGUGGUUGGAGUUCCAGAUGCGAUUCCCGUCAAGUAUAUGGAGGUGACCGAGGAAUACAUCAAGCGUUACAACAACGUCAAGCUCUCAGCCUUGGGGAUGGCCAUACCAAUUGUUGUUUUAAUCUCCGAGAUUCUGAAGGAAGAUGGACUGGUAACUCAGAAAUUGAUAGCCGUAUCAACUAUUCAAACCAAUGAUAAAUUUACUAGCAGACACAUUCAGAAGGCCAAGUUGCUACAGGUUUGGAACGUGUUACAGAGUUUUAUGAUGAUUCUAUUGUAUCCCAGGCCGAGAAAAUGACAGAGGUUGUGCUGAGAUGCGUCUCCUUUGACAGAGUGAAGAAGAGUAGUGCAUAAUUGUUAAUGGCAAAUGGCGACAAAUAGCGAUAAGGUACCAACUGGUUAUCUUAUUUGGGUUCAUUAAGUUGCAAUUUAUACAAAC